GUUCGAUUCUAUUCUGGUUCUAUCCGCUUUGGGGUUUGGGGGAUCAUAAAACUCUGCUAAUCUCUGUGUCGAUAAGAUUGCGGCUGACGGCCCGGCUCCACAAUCCACAACCCACAACCCAACUGGAAGCUAAAAUGAGCGUGCCGAAUCUGCUGCUACUUUCCUCUUCGCGAGUUCACGGCCAUGGGUAUCUGGAGCAUGCUCGCGCCCAGCUGGAGAAUCUCUUCAAGGCUUCCCACGUGAAGACGGUGCUCUUCGUGCCGUAUGCACUGAGGGAUCACGACAAGUAUACGGCGCUGGUGCGGAAUGCGAUUGCACCCUGGGGCUAUGAUGUCGAGGGGCUGCAUACCAAGGAGAACCGCGGACAGGCGCUGCGCGAUGCGCAGGCCUUGUUUGUGGGCGGCGGCAAUACCUUUGUUCUGCUGCGCACCCUCUACGAGCUGCAGCUGCUGGAGCCCAUCCGCGAGCAGGUGCUGCAGCGCGGUCUGCCCUAUGUGGGAAGCAGUGCGGGCACCAAUGUGGCCACCAGCUCCAUUCACACCACCAACGACAUGCCCGUGGCCCAUCCGCCCAGCUUCGAGGCCCUGGGCCUCGUCCCAUUCAACAUCAAUCCUCACUACCUGGAGACGGACCCCAACAGCGAGCACAAGGGGGAGACGCGGGACGAGCGGAUCGCGGAGUUUGUGGCCUACCACUGCCGGCCCGUCCUCGGCCUCCGAGAGGGCACCAGUGUGCGGGUCGAGGGCAACAAGGCCACCCUCCUGGGGGAUCGGAGUGCUAAGCUUUUCCAAUCCGAUGGGGGAUCCAAGGAGCUGCCACCCCAAGCGGAUCUCAGUUUCCUGCUGAGCAAGGACUAAAACAACGAAAGAUUAUUUGACAUACACA
Drosophila persimilis is the source of this 885-nucleotide messenger RNA. RefSeq names its product probable alpha-aspartyl dipeptidase. The coding region runs from base 135 to 857 and encodes 240 amino acids. The record is from RefSeq and is a predicted model, not a curated record. Gene Ontology annotation, molecular function: serine-type peptidase activity. The transcript is spliced from 3 exons. Gene Ontology annotation, biological process: proteolysis. Lineage: Eukaryota; Metazoa; Arthropoda; Insecta; Diptera; Drosophilidae.